Psilocybe cubensis is the source of this 1857-nucleotide messenger RNA. RefSeq lists its product as uncharacterized. NCBI's taxonomy places the organism in Eukaryota, Fungi, Basidiomycota, Agaricomycetes, Agaricales, Agrocybaceae. Bases 1 to 1857 code for a protein of 618 amino acids. The record is from RefSeq and is a predicted model, not a curated record. Gene Ontology annotation, molecular function: heme binding; iron ion binding; monooxygenase activity. The transcript is spliced from 13 exons.
AUGGAGCUGCCACCAGGUAUCAUCUUUCUUACUCAAAGAGCGCCUAAGAUCACUUUGCCCCCUUUGCUCACAUAUCUCGCUGCGCGGGUACUGGGUUCGGACUCGCUGUAUGGAUAUCAGCCAUCGUGGUGGGCAUUGGGCGUUGCGAUGCUUGCCAGUCUGCCUCUUGCAUUUACCGCUGCAAUUGUCUGGGAUGAAGUGUACAUUAGGCUGGACGCCGCUCGCAAGGGUGCAGUUUUGCCUCCUCGCAUCGGGGAUUGGACUCCAGGAAACAUACUCACGCUCAUUAGACAAGUCAAGAGCUUUGAAAGGGGAUAUCCAGGAGAGUUUUUGGAGGAUAUAUGCGCUCAAGUUAAAGCAGGCGUAUUCAAUAAUCGUAUAUUUUUUGAGAAUAGGCUUGUUACAACUGAACCCGAGCAUCUGAAGGCCAUGUUGGGAACGCAAUUCGAUCAAUUUGAGAAAGGUUCUGAAACAAGAACGCUCGUAUACCCAUUGCUUGGGACAGGUGUAUUUGCCGCUGACGGCAAGUUGUUAUCAUUCUUACCAAAAUUGUGCUCUGACGCGUCCAUUAUCUCUUUUUCAGGCGAUCUAUGGAAAUUUCAUCGUUCAAUGACACGUCCUUAUUUCACAAAAGAGCGCAUCAGCGAUUUUGAAAAUUUUGACAGGCAUGCGGAGGAUGCAAUUUCCCAACUCAAGGGCCGUCUGCGUGCAGGUUAUCCUGUUGAUUUUCAGCAGGAUCUUGUAGCUCGAUUCACCCUCGAUUCUGCAACCGUGUUUUUGUUCGGAAACGAUGUUAAGUCAUUGGCCGGAGUACUCCCAUAUCCUCAUUAUAUCACCGACAUACCUUCAACCGAAAGGCAAACGGAAGAACACCCAGCGUUACGCUUCGUCAACGCCUUUGCAGAAGCACAGACAAUCAUGGCCUGGCGCCUGCGCUACGGAUACAUGUGGCCGCUCGCCGAGUUCUGGCACGAUAGGAUAAAGGGCCCAAUGAAGGUUGUGCAUGAUUUUGUUGACCCAAUUGUAGCGGAAGCUAUCAAGAAGAAAAGAGAAGGACAUGGAAACGUGAAAGAAAAGGAGGAAGAAACCCUCUUGGAGAAUUUGGUCAAUUCGACAGAAGACCAUAUAACAUUGCGAGAUGAGAUAAUGUCUUUGCUGGUUGCCGGACGUGAUACGACCGCCAGUGGAUUAACAUUCGUGGUCUAUAUGCUUGCGGAGUAUCCCGAAGUACUUCGUCGUCUACGUGCAGAAGUUCUGGAGAAGGUUGGCCGUCAUAGAACGCCAACGUAUGACGACUUUAGGGAAAUGAAGUAUAUGAAGGCUGUGAUCAAUGAAACGAUGCGCCUAUAUCCUGCUGUGCCGUUUAAUGUUAGGGCGUCCAAAUGCGCAACAGUUCUUCCCAGUAAGCCAGGUUCUCAGGAUAGACCGAUGUAUGUCCCCGCCAAUACAAGGCUGCCAUACGCUACUUUUGUCAUGCACAGGAGGACAGACCUAUGGGGACCAGAUGCUCGCGAGUUCGACCCAGAUCGCUUCUUGGACGACAGGCUGCAUAAAUAUCUCAUCCCGAAUCCGUUCAUAUUCAUUCCUUUCAACGCCGGACCAAGGAUAUGUCUUGGCCAACAGUUCGCCUAUCACGAGAUGUCCUUUUUCCUGGUCAAGCUUCUGCAGCAGUUUUCUGGCAUCUCGCUCGCAAGUGAUGCCCAGCCCCCGCAAUCGCGCCCGCCAUCGGAAUGGGCGGAGGAUACGAGCUACCCAAGGAAACAGAAAGAAAAGAUCAGGCCUAAAUCGCAUUUGACCAUGUAUAUCGAGGGAGGGCUAUGGGUGACGAUGGAGGAAGCUAAAGACAUAGAUUUUUAA